Molecule: messenger RNA, 170 nt
Organism: Ambispora gerdemannii
Lineage: Eukaryota; Fungi; Glomeromycota; Glomeromycetes; Archaeosporales; Ambisporaceae
Source: the annotation of a GenBank genome assembly
AUGUCGGAACGGAGACAACAAAAUAAUUCCGAAACAACUUUAGUCCCUUAUCAUGAUAUUGGAUUAGAAUUUACGACGCUUCAAGAUGACAGUUUGUCUCUUAGAAAUUUCGGGAUUCCUCUAUCCUUGGGUUAUGAUAAUUCGCCCUCGGAAACUUCUGAUUAUUUAAA